GGGGCGUACGCCAGUUGCAGCGUGAAGCAGCGAACGUACACGGAACGCAGUAGCAGCCGCCGCUUCGUUCGUGAGUGUGACGUGUGAAAGUGAGCGUUGGCGGUAUCAUUUACAGAAACAAAUAUUCGGUGCUCACAGAUGUCUGAAUAAGGAUCUAUAAACUAAGUCAUCUGAUGUAUAUAAUUAACGCCUUCGGCAUGAAUUAAAUCGCCGUUUCGUUAUCGCAUUGAUAAUUAUGUAUAAUUAGGAACUCCGCCCAUAAGUUUUUAUGAGUUAGAACUUUUUAACUUGCCCGUCUCCGUGUGCCAGGAUCACCAACCUUUCAACAUAAAAGAGAGACUUUUGCCAUCUACCUGCUUAUUUCUAACAUCCUGAAGGAAAUUAAAUUCUUUUGUACAGUCGAAAGGAGAUUGAAGCAUUAGUACUUAGGAGAACUUUCAGUUUGGCAGUCUGAAGUUAUUGUUCUUAUAUUCUUAAUGGAUCUAUGAAAUAAAACAGAGAUUAUUAAGGAAUUCUAAGAUCAUUUCGAAAGUAUUAAAAUAGCAGAUUAUGAAGUGUUUUGUACAAAUAUGACUUAAAAAUAUAGAACGAUGGUGUUAUAGAAACAAGUCAGUUUUCCCAGUUGUUUUCUUUUAUAAAAUUAGAAUAGAGGCUCUCCAAGAGUUUGACACGAAUAUAUGUCCUGUGAAAAUUAAUUUUAUAAUGAAUCAAAAGAAAUUUACAAAGUUCCAGAGAAAAGGUGCUUUAAACUGUGUUCGUAAAAUAAUUACUAUAACGGACGAAAUUAGAGUGACAGCGUGUGUCAAAGUACCCAUUCAAAACGACACGAUGUGAACCUAAGUGACUGUUAUUGCAGGAAAAGUAUAUAUUCCGGAAGAAAAUAUUGAUACAGUUCUUCAUACGAGGACACGUAAUUAUAAAUACUUGCAAAGAAAAAAUUCUUUGUGUUAACAGAAAGAAAUAUAAGAUGGAAUCAUUAAAACAUACAUCGAAACAGGACGUAAUUCUGAAGUUGAUUGCCAUUUCUUUAACAGAUAGAACAAAUAUUAAUCCGAAUAAGAAAUGUGUUUUCUAAAAAAAAAUCUCGUCAACAUAUUCUUACACUUUUACAGAUGAGGAAUAAUAAAAAAAAUCGUGAAGUGUCCUUCGUUUAAAGUUGAAACCCGUGCGCUGGACACAACGAUCAUCGUAGCGGCUGUCUGUGCUGGAGGACUUGGGCAAGACAACAGCAACAGUACGGCUGCUUACUUGUACCCCAACUUCUCGGGGGUUGAGGGGGUGGGGAACGGGAGCACAGGGGCUGAGGUGCCUGUGAUCCCUGGGUACAUCAGGAUUACAUCCAUGGUAUUCUGCGUCGUAAUCCUGGGCAUCGGAGUGGCCGGCAACAUCAUGGUACCCAUAGUGAUCCUCAAGACGAAGGAUAUGCGUAAUUCUACGAACAUCUUCCUGAUGAACCUGAGCGUGGCAGAUCUCAUGGUACUCCUGGUCUGCACGCCGACCGUUCUGGUGGAAGUGAACACCAAACCUGAGACCUGGGUGCUGGGCGAGGAAAUGUGUAAGAUUGUGCCGUUUGUGGAGCUGACCGUUGCGCAUGCGUCGGUGCUUACCAUCUUGGCGAUCAGCUUUGAGCGUUACUACGCGAUAUGCGAGCCCCUGAAAGCAAGCUACGUGUGCACCAAGGCGCGGGCUCUUAUCAUCUGCCUCCUCGCUUGGCUCUUCGCUGCACUCUUCACCAGUCCCAUCCUUUUGAUCGCCCAAUAUGACGAACAUAGAGAGUACAUGGACGGCUCCCUUGUACCCGCCUGUCUCACAGAGGUCAACACGUUCUGGUCCACUUUCUUCUUCAUCAUGACUAUAUCUAUGUUCUUCCUUCUGCCUCUGCUGGUACUGGUCGUACUAUACGCCGUUAUGGCCCGCCACCUGAUGGCCGACCCAGUCACCUCGGCCGUCAAGGACUUGGAAAGCACUAACACUCGUGCCAGAAAACAAGUAGUUCUCAUGCUUGGCACUGUCGUACUCUCCUUCUUCAUCUGCCUCAUCCCCUUCAGAGUUUUCACUCUCUGGUUCAUAUUCGUCUCAGCAGAACAGGUGCAUAGUCUGGGUGUGGAAGGCUACUACAAUAUCCUGUACUUCUGUCGGACCAUGCUGUACCUCAACUCGGCCAUAAACCCGAUCCUGUACAACCUCAUGUCCUCCAAAUUCCGCGAUGGAUUCAUGCGAUUCUGUGGACUCCGGCGCAGAGACGCUGUUCUUCUGAGGAGAGGCACGACUUUGACGUCCGUGUAUUCGAGCACCAGGAGGUGUAAUAGUUCCGGGAUGGCCCAGAGGAGUAGCCGUAACUCCUCGUGGAGGAGAGCAUCCAGCCCAAUCCUCGGGGUGGCCGACUACCACCACGAGCUGUAUGUGGACGGAACCAGAGUGGCCGUCUGCCUCACUCAGGCCGACACCUUCUGGACAGCCCUGUUUUUCAUCAUGAGCAUUGCUCUCUUCUUCGCUUUGCCGCUCGUCAUUCUAGUGGCGCUGUAUACCAUCAUCGCCCGCCACCUCAUGGCACACCCAGGCAUCAUAGCGCCACCCUGCAGGAACUGGAGUCACAACUCCGGGACCCAACACAGCGCAAUCCGGUACCGAAAGCAAGUAGUACUGAUGCUAGGUACCGUGGUUCUGUCCUUCUUCGUGUGCCUGAUGCCCUUCCGAGCCCUUACCCUUUGGAUCAUCGUGGCACCGCAAGAAGCCGUAUUCUCUCUCGACAUUGAGACCUACUACAACCUACUCUACUUCUGCAGAGUCAUGAUCUAUAUAAAUUCCGCCAUCAACCCUAUUCUCUACAACCUCAUGUCCUCCAAAUUCCGUGACGGUUUCAUGCGGCUCUGUGGACUCAGGAACAAUACUCGUCAAGAUUUGUACCUCGACCGGAAAGGAACCUUCAAUAUGACUUCCUCAACCACAACCACUAACUGCUCCAGUGGUCUACAAGACUCCUUCUGGAGGAGAUCCGUGAGGAUAGCACUUCAGGAAAACAGCAGAUUUAGGAGAACACAGUCGACUCACUGCGGGGACAGCAACGAGAAUAAGAACGCUAAUUGCAUUUUGUUGAGAAGUAAAUCUCAUUUGGCGCACAGUGCCACGGUGAGAACAGUGGAGGAGGAAGAAGGACGCAGACAGAAUGAGGAAAGCUACGUCUGAAAAUGCAAGAACAAGCAAUAUUCAUUAUAGGAAUCAUAUACCCAUGUUUUCAGAUCAAUACACUUUGAAAGUCUGAGGCAUGCUUGCCUCAGUUGGUUAGUCUGACACAUUUGAGGAUGUUCAGACGUGAACACGCAGUUAUGCUGCAAAAUAUAUUGAAAAGUAACAGAAUAAUAUAGGAGAAGGUAAGCUUUUCCUUGUGCUUAAUUAAGUACCGCGUCAUGAAGGCGUAUGGGAAAGUGGCCAUAUAGCUCCAUGCAUUAUUAACCUCGACAUUUGAUGAAGGUGAGUGGUCAGCGUUACACUGUGAUUGCUUUACCGCUGGGAAAAUAACAAAUUCCACUGCAUAGAAGAUUGAGUGAGUGUGAGAGCCGGUAUGGAAGCUGUGAAAAUGAGAAUAACAUCUUCCCCUUGUCGGGAAUCAAACCCCGACUCCUGCAACCUAAUGAGCAUAGGCUACCGACUGAGCUAUCGCGAAUAGAUUAGUAAAGAAAGCAACAAACCUGAGAAAAGCAGAUAUGAUAAGGAAGAUAGGAAUGAUGACAAUAAGAAAAAGGCCAAGGAAGAGGAGUAGUAGAAUAUGGAAUUGUAGAAGGGGAAGGAAAUAAUAAGAUAAAACAUGUAGAAGGAAAAGACAAAAAAAAAACUACGUGGCUUGAGUCCGCAAACGAACUAUAUUGACCUAGCGACUGCCGCUUGUCAGCGAAGUGAGUGCCAAGUAGAAGGAAAAGAAAAUAAGGUAACAAAAUUAUUGCCUUCUUUUCACAUUGAAAUGUGACCUAUUCCCACCGCUCUCAUCUGUAAUUUAUUCAGAAUCAAGAUUCAAUGUUAAUCCAUGGGUCUUAGAUUCAAACCGAAACAAGAUCACAUUUCCUGCGUAUGCUGUAAUUAAAAAAUGUGGCACUGUGCCUUGUGUACUGUGACACACAAAAUGUUAAAGCCUAAAAACUGGCUAAAUGUUGUGUAACCUGUUAAUGUAAAUAUGCAUUGUAUUUGUACCAUGAUAAGCCUAUAUGUUGACAGAAGAUACUGCUGAGGAGUACACGAAUACUGACAACUUGAAAUAUAUGGCAUCGUAGCAGAUCUGGUUCUAAAAAUGCACCUUAUUUGUCUAGCGAUGUUUCUGUUUUGUGCAGAUCCAUGCUCUUCUCUCUGAACACAGUAUUUCCUACUUGCUAAUUUGUGCAAUCUUUCUUUUAUUCUUGACACCUUCUAAUACCUGAUUCAGCCAUUUGUUAUAGAUAAUUCAAUAUCUUUUCCUUCCUUCAAAAUUUAUUUUUAAUGCCUUCCCCAGUACCCUUGUUCUGUCUAUUCUUUGCACAUGACCAAACUAUUACAAUCAUCACUUCUAAUUGUAUUAAUUAGUUUUGGAUUCCAAUUUGGUUUCCAAAAACAUAGUUUUAAUUCAAUUCCUUCUUUAUUUUCCUUCAGUAUUUCUAAAAAAUUUCAUAUUGUUUACUUGAAUUUUGUUUAUUGCUUCUCUUGGUUCAUUUUUUGGCCUUAAAUGCCUGAAUUAUUUUAAAAUGUGCUUUAUAGAGUGCUGUUUCUUCUCCUUUUUUUGGAUCUCUCGCUCCAUAAUAUUAUUUGUGUAAUUUAUUAGAAAGCAGAAAUAUUUCUUACUAUUCUACUGAUCUUUCCAUCUACUUUCUCAAUUGAAUUUAUUUCACUUCACAAAUAAAUAAAUAAAUAUGUUCAUCUAUGUAAGA
Cryptotermes secundus is the source of this 4892-nucleotide messenger RNA. Its product is annotated as neuromedin-U receptor 1. The transcript has 6 exons. Gene Ontology annotation, biological process: G protein-coupled receptor signaling pathway. The record is from RefSeq and is a predicted model, not a curated record. Gene Ontology annotation, molecular function: thyrotropin-releasing hormone receptor activity. Gene Ontology annotation, cellular component: plasma membrane. The coding region runs from base 1342 to 3186 and encodes 614 amino acids. Lineage: Eukaryota; Metazoa; Arthropoda; Insecta; Blattodea; Kalotermitidae.